UGUUAGCCGCAUAUUCUAGGCACACCCACGUUACGUAUACGCCCUGUGGGUCGCACGGCUGAUGGCCAUUGACUGAUAAGAAUCGGUCUGCAAUAAAGUCAUUAGACCAGUUAACGUGCCCUGACUAAACAGAUCGGUAAUGAGGCUAAUUUCCUCGUUGCCAAAUGCCAUCAAAUUUCGGCCAGUUUGUUUUUUAAUCAGUCAGCAAUGUGGUUACUUCAGAGUAUGAUUUUUGUGAUCGUUUUAGAGGUCCAUAGUCUUAACUUGCAAUUUGAGGAGUUUUAUGUCAAGUCCUUUGUUCCUGAUGAAAUUCACAUAGCCUACGAUAUAGAGAACUUCGAGGUGAUCAAUGUGAACCUAACUGUGAGAGUCCCCUUUCCCGGCAAGCUCCUGAUGCACAUUUUUGUGAGGCAGCUCUCAGACCAGAUGGGUGGAUCAGACACCAAGGACUUGCUGCGCUUCAGGAACUUGGAUCUGUGCAAGAUAUUCGACUCACUGCGAAAUAUCACAUUGGAAAACAUCCAGGGCGAAAGUGUGCUGCCAUCCACUUUUUUCGUAUCAUGUCCUUUGGUUCCUGGAUUUUAUUACGUGGAAAAUGGCGUAUUUAAUGUCAAACUGGUGCCCUUUCGGAUUCCAGAUGGCAGAUACAUGGCGUUGCUGGAACUGAUUCAGGUGUACGAGGAUGUUAUCAAGCUGGUUUCCUGCAGAAUAAAGUUUGUGAUGAAGCGACCACCGGGUUAUAAGGAGCCCUCCUCCUUCGCCAGCAGUGAAGAAGGAGAAACUCUAGAAAAAGUCACAAAGCCUCCGACCACCACCACAAAAGCUCAGCCAGAGGUCACCGAACCCAGUGAAGAUCCUUAUGAGGAGGUGACGGAGCCCAGUGAAGAUGAAUACGAAGCUCCCAAUGAUUACUAUUAAAGAUAGAGUUAAAGAUAGAUAGAUAUGUUUUGCAUAAUUUCAUCCGUAUUUUAUUACCUCUGUCUUCAUAACACGUGCUAAAUUAAAUUUAUUGCCACCUACGAAUGGAGACAUCUCACCCAUGACUUCGGCCACGCCUAUAUCACUUAAUUGAAAGCCCCAGGGGCAUGGGAAACUUAUAAAAUAACACCAAAACUUGAAAUGAAACCGCUCGAGACACGGCGACGACAAAUAAGCGACUCAAAGACAUUCAUUCAAUCUUAUCUGUUACAUUGUUGCACCGCUGAACUUUGCUUUGA
Messenger RNA from Drosophila ananassae, 1217 nucleotides. RefSeq lists its product as uncharacterized. The record is from RefSeq and is a predicted model, not a curated record. The coding region runs from base 208 to 918 and encodes 236 amino acids. The transcript is spliced from 2 exons. NCBI's taxonomy places the organism in Eukaryota, Metazoa, Arthropoda, Insecta, Diptera, Drosophilidae.